Molecule: messenger RNA, 1859 nt
Organism: Cariama cristata (Red-legged seriema)
Lineage: Eukaryota; Metazoa; Chordata; Aves; Cariamiformes; Cariamidae
Gene: NFIL3
Product: nuclear factor, interleukin 3 regulated
Exons: 1
Coding region: 181-1557 (458 amino acids)
Biological process (GO): transcription by RNA polymerase II; circadian rhythm; regulation of DNA-templated transcription
Cellular component (GO): nucleus
Molecular function (GO): DNA-binding transcription factor activity; DNA binding
Source: RefSeq, a predicted model, not a curated record
UUUGAGAAGACUGCCAUUGCCUCUGCUAAGAUCUAUUCUAGACACUUCUGUCUGAGAAUAUGAAAGAAAAGGAAGAAUGUGUGUGGAUUUAAAGUUACUCCAUUUAUCAAGUUGUGGAGUGAGAAGUACUGAGGAAAUAGCUUGCUCUGUUUAUUGUAGAUCUACUACAAAUUGUUUCUGAUGCAGCUGAGAAAAAUGCAGACCCUUAAAAAGGAACACGGACCUGUUGACACAAGUAGCAAUGUGGACAAAAUCAUGGUACUUAAGUCUACUUUAGCAGAAGUGUCUGAAGAAUUGUCCACAAAUGAAGAUAUACUACUUACUGAAGCAAGUAGUGGAAAAAGCAAAUCUUCAGCUUGCCGGAGAAAGCGAGAAUUCAUUCCAGAUGAGAAGAAGGAUGCUAUGUAUUGGGAGAAAAGGCGGAAAAAUAAUGAAGCUGCCAAAAGAUCUCGUGAAAAACGACGACUGAAUGACCUUGUCUUAGAGAACAAACUAAUUGCACUGGGAGAGGAGAAUGCCACUUUGAAGGCAGAGCUGCUUUCGUUGAAGCUAAAGUUUGGUUUAAUUAGUUCUGCAGCCUAUGCCCAAGAGAUACAGAAACUCAGUAGCUCAACAACUGUGUAUUUCCAAGACUAUCAGAGUUCCAAAUCAAAUAUUAACUCAUUUGUAGAUGAACAUGAACCAUCUAUAGUUGGUAGCAGUUGUAUUUCUGUCAUUAAACAUUCUCCUCAAAGCUCAAUGUCCGACGUGUCUGAAAUAUCAUCUGUAGAGCAUACUCAGCCAAGUCGUAUACAAAGCAACUGCAGAAGUCCCGAAAAUAAGUUCCAGAUUAUAAAACAGGAGCCCGUGGAAUUAGAGAGAGAGCCAAGAGAUGACAGAGGUUCAUAUAAAGCAUCCAUAUAUCCAAACUACAUGGGAGCUACCUUCAACGUGUACUCACAUUCUCCUCCUCUCUUGCAAGUUAAUAGGUCCUCCAGUAAUUCCCCCAGAACGUCAGAAACUGAUGAUGGUGUAGUUGGAAAGUCAUCUGAUGGAGAAGAUGAACAGCAGGUUCCUAAGGGUCCAAUCCAUUCCCCAGUUGAACAUAAAAAUGUUCAUGCAACAGUUAAAGUUCCAGAAGUGAAUUCUUCAGCUUUGCCUCACAAGCUUCGAAUUAAAGCCAAAGCCAUGCAAGUUAAAGUGGAAGCAAUGGAUAAUGACUAUGAUGCAACACAGAAAUUGUCAUCACCCAUUGACAUGUCCUCAAAAAGGCAUUUUGAGCUUGAAAAACAUGGUGCACAAAACUUGGUGCAUUCUUCUCACACUCCUUUCUCUGUUCAGGUGACGAACAUCCAAGACUGGUCACUUAAACCAGAACUCUGGCAUCAGAAGGAACUCAAUGUAAAAAUUCAGAGUGGUUGCAAAACUGGAGUUGUUGAAAUAAAAGACAGUAUCUACAAUGUGUCUGAGUCAGAGAACCUGUAUCUGAAGCAGGGCAUAGCAAACUUAUCUGCAGAGGUUGCUUCACUUAAAAGACUUAUAACCACACAACAAAUCUCUGCAUCAGACUCUGGUUAAGUUACUACUGAAUAAAGGCUUAUUGUUUUAAAUGAUGUCAUUUGCAGUAGAUCAAUAUGUUUUGUAUUAUGCUGAAUUUUCACUGGACUUGUGAUGUCAUUUCACUGUAAUGUUCACAUAAUGUCUGAUUGGUGUCUUUUUGUGCACAAAUUAUUAUGAAGACUAGGUUGUGUUAUGAUCACUAUGCCUUGCGUAUAGUCAAGUAGCCUGUACAAAGGCUGUAUAUAGUGAACUUUAUUUUCUUUUUGUUCUACUAUAAAGCGUGCAAGUUACCAGUUACAAUAAAAUAUUGGUGACAAACA